Messenger RNA from Leopardus geoffroyi (Geoffroy's cat), 813 nucleotides. It is a transcript of the gene CALML6, whose product is annotated as calmodulin like 6. The transcript is spliced from 5 exons. The record is from RefSeq and is a predicted model, not a curated record. Gene Ontology annotation, cellular component: myosin II complex. The annotation marks the transcript as partial. NCBI's taxonomy places the organism in Eukaryota, Metazoa, Chordata, Mammalia, Carnivora, Felidae. Gene Ontology annotation, molecular function: calcium ion binding.
CAUCUUCGAGGGAAGGGGUGGGAAAGUCUUUCCUCCUCAUCACCAAGCCUGGAGCCAGCGGGCCGGAGCAAGCAGCCAGGGCAGAGGCGGGCCACCCCCCCAGACCUGGGGCCAGCUUUUGCUGCGCCCCUGUCCCCGAGGCCCGCUGGUCUUGUGCCCGCCGGAGCCAUCCCGUCCGUCAGCACAAAUCUUGCGGCCUCAGCAGCUGGCCUGGGCCUCGGCGGGACGGAGCGCCUGACGGCCGAGCAGAUCAAGGAGUACAAGGGGGUCUUUGAGAUGUUCGACGAGGAGGGCAACGGGGAGGUGAAGACAGCGGAGCUGGAGCGGCUCAUGAGCCUGCUGGGCAUCAACCCCACCAAGAGCGAGCUGGCCUCCAUGGCCAAGGACGUGGACAGAGACAACAAAGGGUUCUUCAACUGUGACAGCUUCCUGGCCCUGAUGGGGAUUUACUGGGAGAAGGCCCAGAACCAGGAGGGCGAGCUGAGGGCAGCCUUCCGUGUCUUCGACAAGGAGGGCAAGGGCUACAUCGACUGGAACACGCUUAAGUACGUGCUCAUGAAUGCAGGUGAGCCCCUCAAUGAGGUAGAGGCCGAGCAGAUGAUGAAGGAGGCUGACAAGGACGGAGACGGAACCAUCGACUAUGAGGAGUUUGUGGCCAUGAUGACCGGAGAGUCCUUCAAGCUGGUCCAGUAGGAGCAGGUGUUAUGGCCCCGGGAGGCCUGCCCGAAGAAGGCCACUGCCUGCUGCGGCCCACGCUGCUGCCCAGCCUGCCCCCCGCCCCCCCCCCCCCGGCCAAUAAACACUCCAGACAGA